AUGUUUCAUAUAAAACUAAAUGAUAUAAAAACUGAGAAAGAGAGAAGAGAAACAAAGAAUUCUGAGAAAUCAGAACGGGAAACUGAAAUGCCUGAAAAUAAACAUAGAUGGAGUAAUGAUCCCAGUUAUCACUAUAUGGGAUGCUCUUGCCCUCUUCUAUAUGAUCAACAUUGGCAAACUUCUGGAGUCUUUGACUUCGCUCGAUCAGCAGACAAAAUGAGGAAUUCAACACUUAAACCAGUUGGCAAGAUAGGUUUUAAUUUUAGAGCCAAUACCCGAGGAUGUCAGGACAAUCAGGAACAUAAAAAUCAAGGACCAAAUCCAACCGACAACAAUAGCUGUAGCGUGAAAAUUAGAAGGACAGAAGAUGAAAAUCUCGUUCAGGACUGGGAAUUUGAAAAAGAGUCUAGAGUUCUGGCCAUUUGGGAAUUGUGUGAAAACGACCACAUUGUUCUAUCUAGCAUCAUGGAGACAGGAACUACCAAUCAGAACUCGUGUGAUAAAGACAGUAACUCAAGAAAUGAUUCCACCUUGCGCGAAUUGCCACCUAACCAUGAGUCACAACACAUUCAGGAUGUGACCUCACUUCUUGAUAAUUACUGCUUUUGGCUUAAAGUUCCUGAUGGUGUUAUUUAUCUUUGGUCUCACUUAGACGAUAUCCUGGUACAUGGAAGAGAUAAUAUAAAGGAAGCUUUAAAAAAUUAUCUUUUUCAUCAGGAAAAUCUUCGUUAUGUCGAUGAGAAUAGUCUCGAAUUGAUCCCAUUGGAUAAAUAUGAUGAAGAAGCUGAGGAAUGGGCAAAAUCACCCGAGGCUUAUGUUAAUAUUGAU
Messenger RNA from Funneliformis caledonium, 828 nucleotides. Lineage: Eukaryota; Fungi; Glomeromycota; Glomeromycetes; Glomerales; Glomeraceae. The record is from the annotation of a GenBank genome assembly.